AUGGCUUUCAAUGAUGGUAAACAUGUGAUGUUCUCUUAUUGUCGAAAAGAUUUGAAAGUUGUAUCUCAAAUCUAUGAUACUUUAACAAAUGCAAAUAUUCCCGUUUGGUUUGAUCUACAUGGUGGAGUUAAAGAUAAUUUAUAUAAAAGUAUGGCAGAAGCAGUAGAAAAUGCUUCGAUAGUUUGUUGUUUUAUGUCGCCAGAAUAUCAAGAAUCAGAAAAUUGUCAAUUGGAAUUAACAUAUGCUGAAAGACAACGUAAACAUAUUAUUCCAUGUAUUGUCGCUGAUAAAUAUGAAUGGAGACCUUCAAAUUGGUUAGGAUUAAUUACAUCAAGACUUUUAUAUAUUCAUUUUGAUCCUCAUUCAGAACAAAAUAUUGAUCUUAAAGCAAAUGAGUUAGUUCAACGAAUAAAAGAACAUUCAUCAUUUCCUGAUUCAAUCGAUUCUCAUCUUACAAAUCAAAAUCUCGGUGUUUUGUACGAACGUGGAACUGAAAAUUGUGUAAAACAUGAAAAUGAAGGUCAAUCUCGACAUUUAGUGAAACAUUCUCAUCCAUCUCAUAAACAUCAUCAUCCUCAUCAUCAUCAUUCACAUCCACAUUAA
Molecule: messenger RNA, 603 nt
Organism: Adineta ricciae
Lineage: Eukaryota; Metazoa; Rotifera; Eurotatoria; Adinetida; Adinetidae
Source: the annotation of a GenBank genome assembly